Messenger RNA from Neurospora tetraspora, 1047 nucleotides. RefSeq lists its product as uncharacterized. NCBI's taxonomy places the organism in Eukaryota, Fungi, Ascomycota, Sordariomycetes, Sordariales, Sordariaceae. The transcript has 2 exons. The record is from RefSeq and is a predicted model, not a curated record. Bases 1 to 1047 code for a protein of 348 amino acids.
AUGGCGGCCCCUGGUUAUCACUACUCAAACGGCCUCUUCAACGAGGACCACCUCCCCCCAACUGGAUCCUCGCCGCCUCCUCCGUAUCACAUCGUCGUAGCUGACAGACCACACCGGGCUUCGGCGUCUCAUCCACAGGGUCAGAGUUCUCCGAUCUUGACAACUUUCCAAACGCUUCCGAGAGGAGCUCCAGCCCAGGGCCAUGCUACCUCCGUAUCUCCUACCUCCGCCUACGCUGUCCUGGCGUCUGAGAUGGCUGGCGCACAAGGGCAGGUCUACCACCAAUUCGUCCAAGUGCCAUAUCCAGGAACAAGAUAUCCUCCAGGAGUUCCGCCAGGCUUCCCACCAUCACCAUCAUCACCACUCUCGCCAGCAGCAGCGCGGUCACCACACCAAGCAUCCGCACACCUCGUACCUCAACAAUUGCCGACUCACACUGGCCGAGAUCCAGGCUCUGCUGUUCCAUCGUCUAUCCAACCUACUCCUCCUGUUUCGGCUCAACAACCCAUCUCUGCUCCUACCUCUACCUCUACCUUUACCUCUACUCUUACGGCUACGGCUACGAACUGCACAGAUACAUGGACUCCGGAGCAGGAUCGAUUCAUCUUCCGGCUCGGCAAUCAUAAACGAAAGUCUCAUCAGAAAAUCUCCAUUGCUCUGGAGGACGUGUUUCAGGUGAAGAGAGAUGUGGGUGCGAUUGCCAGGAGGUUGGCGCAGUUAAGGGCGAGGAGUAAGGUCUGGAGUGAGGAUCUCCACUUCACUGCAGACCCCAACAGAGACAGGAACAGCCUGAAUGAUGCAGACAACAAACAAUCUGCUGAUUUGAGACUGGCGGUGCGGUUGGAGUUGGAGGGGAUGUUGGCACAGGGAAAUCUGACCAGAACGACCCAGGAGAGAAUGGUGAGUGAACAGAAGGAGAGGAGUGCUCGGUGUACGAUAGCGAUGGGACAGAGAGAACGUGGUCGGGAGCGGGAGUGGGAGUGGGUGGAUGGGGAUGGGAAUGGGGACGCCGCUGGGGAUCAGGUUGAAGAUUAUGAGAUUUUGUGA